Molecule: messenger RNA, 8066 nt
Organism: Chionomys nivalis (European snow vole)
Lineage: Eukaryota; Metazoa; Chordata; Mammalia; Rodentia; Cricetidae
Gene: Sugp2
Product: SURP and G-patch domain containing 2
Exons: 11
Coding region: 442-3408 (988 amino acids)
Biological process (GO): RNA processing
Cellular component (GO): nucleoplasm
Molecular function (GO): RNA binding
Source: RefSeq, a predicted model, not a curated record
GGAGAGAGAAACAUGGCAGCAAGGCGGAUGGCACAGGAAUCACUGGACACAGUGUUACAGGAAAAAUCUAAACGGUAUGGGGAUUCUGAGGCUGUCAGUGAAGCUCUCCAACUUAAAGCUCAAGCCUGGCUAUAUUCUGUUAAGCCAUUGGCCGAAAGCAGCUUCUUUAUUAACCAAUAAAAGCAACACAUAUACAGAAGGACUUCCCACACCAAGUCUCUAUAAAACUUCUGGGACAGAAGUGGAGACCCUGAAGUGGGCUGGGCGUGGCAAAAGAUCCAGGCUGCAUAGAAACCAAGCCCCUUCUCUAAGGAUCUCAUCAGGACAGGCUCAAGAGCCAGAGCAGACGUCUAUGAGGACGCUCACAGUGACAGGAGGUUCUCUACCAGUGGAUCUGGAGUGUACUCAUUAGACCUGGGGAGAGAGGGCGUGAGAGGUGACAUGUUGGUGGGACCCUCCUUCAGAUCCAGCAACCAGUCCAUCGGUGAGGACAGCUAUCUUCGCAAAGAAUGUGGUCGGGAUCUGGAAGUGGCCCACACUGACUCCCGAGACCAGAGUUUUAGCCACCGGAAACUGGGACAUUUUUCUUCUCAGGACUGGAAGCUUGCACUCCGUGGCUCUUGGGAGCAAGACUUGGGCCACCCAGUUUCUCAAGAAUCCUCCUGGUCACAGGAGUAUGGUUUUGGGUCUUCAGUGUUGGGGGACUUGGCCUCCUCCAGACGGUUGGAGAAGGAGAGUCGGGAUUAUGACCUGGACCAUCGUGGGGAGGUGGACUCUGUGUCUAGAGGCAGUGGGCAAGUCCUGGCCAGAGGCCGGUCUCUAAACAUGGCUGACCAGGAAGUCACUCUCUUAGGAAAGGGGAACACUCAAGGUGUGCUUGCAGCAAAGGGUGUCGGGAAGCUUAUCACGCUGAAAAGCAUGACCACGAAGAAAAUGCCUGUUGUCAGUCGUCUUACUUCCAAACCUCAGGGCACUAACCAAAUCCAGAAAGCCACCUCAAGUCCUGAUGUGACCCUUGGAACAAAUCCAGGGCUGGAUGAAAUCCAGUUCACUGCUCUGAAGAUCCCUUUGGGCCUGGACCUGAGGACCCUGAGCUUCCCCAGAAGGAAGCUGGGCUUUGAUGCCAUGGACAAGGCAGAUGUGUUCUCAAGGUUUGGCAUAGAGAUCAUCAAGUGGGCAGGGUUCCACACCAUCAAGGAUGACCUCAAGUUCUCCCAGCUCUUCCAGACUCUCUUUGAAUUGGAAACUGAGACCUGUGCCAAGAUGCUGGCCUCCUUCAAAUGCUCCCUGAAACCAGAGCACAGAGAUUUCUGCUUUUUUACUAUCAAGUUUUUAAAGCACUCUGCUCUGAAGACACCCCGAGUCGAUAAUGAGUUUUUAAACAUGCUUUUAGACAAAGGUGCUGUGAAGACCAAAAACUGCUUCUUUGAGAUCAUCAAGCCCUUCGACAAGUACAUCAUGCGGCUCCAGGACAGGCUGCUGAAGGGCGUCACACCCUUGCUCAUGGCCUGUAAUGCCUAUGAGCUGAGCAUCAAAAUGAAGACCCUCACUAGCCCACUGGACCUGGCUGUGGCCCUGGAGACCACCAACUCUCUGUGUAGGAAGUCCCUGGCACUCUUAGGCCAGACCUUCUCCUUGGCCUCGUCCUUCAGGCAGGAGAAGAUCUUAGAAGCUGUGGGCCUCCAGGACAUUGCUCCCUCUCCUGCUUCCUUCCCAAACUUUGAGGACUCCACUUUGUUUGGAAGGGAGUACAUAGACCACCUGAAGGCCUGGCUCAUAGCCAGCGGCUAUCCUCUCCAGGUCAAGAAGGCUGUGCCCGCAGAGCCCCGAGAACAGAAAACCACAUCUCAGCCGUGGGCUGCAAGCACUCUGAGCCAAGCAGUCCCCCAGCGGGCGGAUCACAGGGUGGUGGACACCAUUGACCAGCUUGUCAUGCGUGUCAUCCAAGGCAGGCUGUCACCCAGGGAGAGAACACUACUUCUGCAGGACCCUGCUUACUGGUUUCUGUCUGAUGAGAACAGCCUGGAAUAUAAGUACUACAAAUUGAAGUUGGCAGAGUCACAGCGACUGAACCACAGCUGGCCCAUCAUGGAACGGAGGCCAACACCAGCACAGUGCGCAGUGCGUGCUAUGCUGUAUGCACAAGCUGUGCGAAGUCUCAAGCGUAGACUCCUCCCAUGGCAGCGCAGGCGGCUGCUUCGCUCUCAGGGUCCUCGAGGCCUGAAGGCCAAGAAAGCUGCCACUGCCCAGCACACAUCCCUGUCCUCAGGCACUCAGCAGAGGCACCGUGGCCGCCAGACUGCAGGAGGCUCCUUACAGGUAAAGCCACCACCACGGGACUCAAGUGAUGCUGCCCAGGACUGCCUACCAGAGCCUGCCAAACCCCAUCCUCAGCCCUCCUGCCCUGGAGCCUUGGGCCCGUCUCCUCGGCCAACAGCAGGGGAUGACUCGGGAGCCCUGCCGUCCUCUUCUCCCUGCCCCUCUGCUGAUGUGGAUCCAAAGACCAUGGAGACUGCUGAGAAGUUGGCCAGAUUUGUGGCUCAGGUGGGCCCUGAGAUUGAGCAGUUCAGCAUAGAGAACAGCACCGACAACCCUGACCUAUGGUUCCUGCACGACCAGAGCAGCUCAGCCUUCAAGUUCUACCGGGAGAAGGUGCUGGAACUAUGCCCAUCCAUUUCCUUCCAGUCUACUGGUGAGGCGGGGAACUCAGUGCAGAACCCCACAACUCGAAAGGAGGGUGAGGGUGAACCGGAAGAGGGGCGUUCCCAGCAGGAGGCUACACUGGAGGGCCCUGAGGUGCUGCCUGAAGAGGAGGAAGAUGACGAGGAGGACGAGGAGGAUGAGGGCAGAGAGGAGGCCUGUACCCUCAGACCACAGGCAAGAACUGCCAAGUGUCCAGGCUCCGAGGGCAGCUCCCCCACUGACAGCAUUCCUGGAGAGGGGUCUAGGGAAGACCAGGCUGGCACCCCUGGCCUCUCACAGGCCUCCUCUGGCAGCUGCUUCCCCAGGAAGAGAAUCAGCAGCAAGUCACUGAAAGUUGGCAUGAUUCCUGCCCCCAAGAGGGUGUGUCUCAUCCAGGAGUCAAAAGUCCAUGAACCAGUUCGAAUCGCCUACGACAGGCCUCGGGGUCGUCCCAUAGCCAAAAAGAAGAAACCCAAGGACCUGGAGUUUGCCCAGCAGAAGCUGACAGACAAGAACCUGGGCUUCCAGAUGCUGCAGAAGAUGGGCUGGAAGGAAGGCCAUGGCCUGGGCUCCCUGGGGAAGGGCAUCCGUGAGCCCGUCAGCGUGGGGACUCUCUCAGAAGGAGAGGGCCUGGGGGCUGACGGGCCGGAGCAGAAAGAAGACACGUUUGACGUCUUCCGCCAACGCAUGAUGCAGAUGUACAGACACAAGCGAGCCAGCAAAUAGAUCAGAGCCACUGGCGACAGAGAUAAGCCUCGAAGCAGCCUUGCCCUUCCUGUACCCUGCCCCGGACGCCUGCAGCCUAAGCCUCGGUGUGUACUCGGCCAGCUCCACAUCCCCGGGUCAGGUUCCACCAGGCCUUGCCACUGCACACUGCAGCAACUGCUCUCAGGCACCCUUGCCUUCUAGCUUUUGACUCUGUCCUUCAUCUUGUUCUUCUUUUGUAGGUAGCCCCUCAGCCUUAGUGCCAAGGGCCUGGCUCCCCUGCAAGUUCUCCACACAGCCCCACCUUCUAGAGAGAGCCCUGCCUUCUGUCUCCAGAGCUUAUCUGGGCUCUGAUGGAGAGGGAGCCGUGUGGAUUCUUGCUUUUGAGCAAUGGUGUCUCAGCUCCUGCAGACUUCUGAGAGCUCUGCAGGCUGAGGCAGGGGUAUUAGGACAAGUUAAAGUCUAGCCUGGCUGUGUAGGAGGACCCUGUCUUGGGAGACUUCUUAAAAUCUUAGCCCCAGAUGAAUACAGCUUACAUGCCCAGCACAUGCUUGUCUCUGUCCCUGGGGAGUGUAUCCUGAGGAGAACCCCAACCUGUGCACUGUUGGCCUUAGUGCAGCUCCCACAAGGUGGUGCUGGGACACUGCUGUGCUGUCUCCAUAGACUCUUUCUGGGCCUCUGGAAGGAUGAGGCACUGCUCAGAGCCCUCCUUGUGCCCAGCACUGCCCAUGUCUGCCACCCCUGAUCUGUGCUGAUACUCUCGCUGGGGUCCAGCCUCCCACCACUGGUCUGGUGUCAGCCAUGAGCAUAGCUGGAGGGAGGAUCUUGGGUCGUAAUGCUCGGCUUCUGUUGCCCCAUUGUGCCCCUUCUUCAUAGCUGCUGCAGUCCCAGGCCCACCUGGCUCUCUUGUCUUGGCAACUCACAGGUCUUUGUAGCUAUGAGGAUGCUUCACUGCAGCUGGGUCACAGUCUGACCAGGGACCCAGGCUGCAGCUUCGUCCUCUGGUCUUUUCUUUCACUUUUCUAGCAGCUUCCAUGUUGACUGUGGGUUGGAGCAGGACCCUGGCCCAUGGUGGGCUCUGCAAGUGGAGCACACAGCUUGUCUCUCCAACUUCUCUCCAGGCAUCUGCAUUUUGUGCUGAUCCAUUGGGUCUUCAAGAUGAUUAAGGAAUUGCGGGUAUAUGGCCCUGGUGCCAAGACUCCUGUACUCCUGGAACUGAGACUGUCAGGAACCGCCUCCCGACCUGAGAAAUGUCAUUCUUGGGUUCUCUUCUGGGGACAGGGCAGGUGGUGGGGAGCGGGAGCACGUACCUCACACCAGUCCGUGCGAGCUGUCGUGACCCUCCUCACAUACACCAUGCUGUCCUCACUCUCCUAAAGCCACCUUGCUCUCCAGUCAGGCUGCUUUGUGGGCAGGGCUAUGGAAGAUACCUGAUGCACAUAUGUGUGGCCUUAUCCCUGUCACAGUGUUUCUCCUGUCAUUCUAGUUCCAGGGUCACUUCCACAAGGGCCAUGGAUUCCAAAAGCUGUGCUGGCCUGGCUUGCCGUGGCUCUGGCAUGCUCCUGUUCCUGGAAGUACUUGGUGAAGGUUGGUUCUGGUCCCUGGUAAAACGCAAAAGAACGCUGAUGAUGUCACACUUGGACGUUGUUGUGUUUGUGAGGAUCUAAGAUGUCAUGGUGUUGUCAUGUCAAGUGCUCAGAAUAAAUGAGGAGCAGACCCACUGCCCGGCCCGCCCUGCAGUCACUGAGGCCCCAGCGGGGAGGCAUUGGGCGUCUGAGGUCAGCCUGAGUUAUGUCAUACGCUGUGUGGAAGAACAGGAAAUGACUUAGAUAUAGUGGCUUAUGUCUAUAAUCUCAGCACUAGAGAGACAGGCAGGAGGAUAUCCUGAGCCACAGAACAAAAAGGUCGGUCCUGUGAGGAGGACAUGAAAGGUGACAGUGCAGACCUAGGCCUGACGGGAAAGGCUCUGUAGCGCUGAUGACAGUUGUCUCAGGUCCAGCCCUCGUGCUGAGUGCUCCCACCCUAAUAACGGGCACCUCAGGCUUGAUGACAGUCCAGGACCAAUGAAGCUACUCCUGGACUUUAUGACAUUUCUCCCAGGCCAGACAACGGCUGCUCCCCAGGCCCACUGUAUUCUACAGGCCCUUAUAAAAUCCAAAGUCUCUGAGGGCCUGAGAGAUGGCUCCGAGAUGAAGAGCAUUGACUGCUCCUAUAGAGGAACCUGGGUCAGUUCCCAGCACUCACAUGGGCAGCUGAUAGCUCCAGUUUAAGGGAUGUGACACCCUCAUACAGACAUAACAUGCAAGCAAAAUACCAAUGGACAAUAUCAGUAAAAAGGAAUAAAAAGUAAAAAUUAAACACUGAGCAGUGGUGGCACACGCCAUUAAUCCCGGUACUUGCAGGGAGAGGCAGAUGGCUCUCUUGAGUUUGAGGCCAGCCUGUUCUGGAGAGUGAGUUCCAGAACAGCCAGGGCUACAUGGAGAAACCCUAUCUCAACAGCAGACUCUGGUAAAAUAAAUUAAUAUUUUCUUCAAGUGGGAAGAACCAGGGCACAAUCAAAAAGCAAAACUGGCCGGGCGAUGGUGGCGCACGCCUUUAAUCCCAGCACUCGGGAGGCAGAGGCAGGCGGAUCUCUGUGAGUUCGAGACCAGCCUGGUCUACAAGAACUAGUUCCAGGACAGGCUCCAAAGCCACAGAGAAACCCUGUCUCGAAAAACCAAAAAAAAAAAAAAAAGCAAAACUGAACUCCAACUGUGAACAACACCUUGUCCUGUGUCUGGGAUCCACUCUUGGUCUGGGCUCCUCCGAAGUACUUGGGUCACUUCUUCGAUUCUGCCCUCUGCAGCACACAACUCACCUAGGCUUCAGCUGACUUUCGCUUCACAGCUGCUGUGCUCUUCUCUUGUAACUGGGCUACACUUGAUGAAUAGCUCUCCUAGGGUUUCACAGUGCCAAACCUCAGCUUUCCUUGUCUUCAAAACCAGUACAAUCUGGGUCUCACACCCAAGUUCAAGUACAAAGGUCCACCGUCAGCCACCUCUGGAACACAGCCUAAGUGUGCUGUAGGGUAACACUUCUCAGAAGAUUUCACCCCAACAAUGCUAGUCUUUUUUUUUUUUUAUUUCAAGAUGGUUUCACUAUGUAGCCCUUAUUGGCCUUGAACUCACAGAGAUCCUCCUUGUUGUGCCUCCUGAGUGCUGGGACUGUGCCACCACCACCCUGGCUGCCCUCAGUGUUCCUGUAUUCCACGCUCUUACAGAACAGCCCACAGAGCUGUCAACACUCGGUGGCUAUCGAGGUUUAUUUUGGGGUUAAGCCCAUUAAACUUCUCAGGGUCCAGAAAGAUUCGCUAUGGCAGGGAAAAGUGGCUGGGGAGAGGGAUCUGAGGGGUAGAAUAAACGUUCCUCCUGUGUGUGGGAAGAAGGGAAGAAAAAGGGGGUCAUUCUCCACAAAGCUUCAGUUUAUAUAGGCAGACCAAAAAGUUAGCAAUUCCAUGGGCAGUAACCAGAGUAUCAGGCACGCAUUUUCAGAGUCACAGAAGCCAGUGGAUCUGAUAAGGAGGGCUUCAUGCCUCAGAGCUGGUGUGCCUAUGAAAUGCUAGGAGCUCUGGGAACUCGACCUUGGGUAGUCAGAAUGACCUAAGGGCUUGAUUUGCAUUAGCGGCUAAUUGGUUGAGUUAAAAGGAAAUCUCUUUUGGCAACUUUGAUUUUGACUCCAGCAGGGUACCCAGAUGAGAAUUUUUCUCUUUGAAGCUAGUUUUAGCGACUCAGAUCUUUUUCCUGUCUAAACAGCUAAUCUCCUAGGCUAUGAUCUUAUGUUAACUGAAACCAAGGAGAAGGGUAAUACAAAAUAUUAGUAGCUUGUUAGGUCAGAGCAAAGGUCAGUAGAUCACAGCUACCUGAGUCUGCUGCUAUAGCAGACAUGGGCUCCCUUCUUGUCAGUAAGUGCUGUCAAUAAAGUUGUGGGGGGGCCGGGCGGUGGUGGCGCACGCCUUUAAUCCCAGCACUCGGGAGGCAGAGGCAGGCGGAUCUCUGUGAGUUCGAGACCAGCCUGGUCUACAGAGCUAGUUCCAGGACAGGCUCCAAAGCCACAGAGAAACCCUGUCUCGGAAAAAAAAAAAUAAAUAAAAAAAAAAUAAAGUUGUGGGGCCCUAGUUUUGUGUAGAUUUUGGCUUUGAGGAUGAAGGUUUGACUUGAGUACAAUGCUUUCACACCAGGGCUUCACUGUGUGGGGAAGGUAUCCGGUUGCCCUACAGGAAAAGUCAGGUUUAUACACUGCUGGGAGACUAUAGGAGGGAGGAAUGCCAUGAUUUCACAAGAUUUUUACAGAAUUGACAAUGACUUAUUCAAAAGACAGGUGUUUCUGUAGCUCUGCAAAACGGGUUACUCUGUGUGGAGUGUCCUUACUCCUGUGGCGUGUCCAAUAGAUCUUAAUGUAUAGAAUACUUGUGGGUGAGCUCACCACAGGUGGUCUCAGUGACCUUUCUAGCUUCAAGUUCCAAAGUCCUCUCACAGUGCUCCCAAAAACAUGGUCAGGUCUGUCACAGCAAUGUCUACUUCUGAUGCCAGCUUGUCUAAGAUUUCUAUUGCUGAUGAAACAUGACCAAAAAGCAAGCUGGGGAGGAAAGGGUUUAUGACUUACAUUUCCACAGCACUGCUCCUCAUCAAAGGAAAUUAGGA